AUGGCGGCGACGAUCGAAGGCCAGGAUAAGGUGUUAGCCACCGCGCAGCGGAUCGUGCAGUCUCUCGGAAAUACCUCCGACACCGACGACAUGCUGUUGAUCCUCUCCGCCUUCGACAACCGCCUCUCCACCCUCUCUUCCUUCGUCUCAUCGGAUGAGAAUCCCUCCUCAGCGGCGGCGGCGGCGGAGGCUGCGGUAAAGGCGGCAUCUGAUCGAUCCACUGCGGUGGAUCCCCGAUUCGCUGAGGCUGAGCAGAUCAUUCUGAAUGACGCUGAUUCGUCGCCUAUUCCUGAUAGUUACUUGGCCGCGAUUGAUGAUAUCAUUCAAUUGACCGAGGAGUUGAACCUUGGUUUAGCUCACCCCGGCAACGACGUCGUUGACCGCGCGGAGAACGCUCUCCAGUUGGCUAUGUCCCGUUUGGAGGAUGAGUUUCGUCAAAUAUUGACUCAGAACGCCAUAUCCCUUGACCCUGACCGCCUCCACCACUCCUCGCAUUCUUCAUCCGUUGCUGCUAUUGCAAUUGCUGCAACGGAGUUUUUCAAUGAUGACGCAAACGAUAGUCUUGAUGAUGUUAGCAGUGCGAGGUACAGCCACCACAGUCAUGGUAGGGGUGUGAGCUUUGGGAUGGAUGAAAUUUCCAUUGAAUUGAUACACCCAGAUGCGGUUGUUGAACUCAGGGAGAUUGCGGAUCGAAUGAUCCGAUCUGGGUAUGAAAAAGAAUGCUUUCAGGUAUAUUGUAGUGUUCGUCGUGAUGUUCUUGAUGAGUGUGUGGCAAUUCUUGGGGUGGAAAAACUGAGCAUUGAGGAAGUGCAGAGGAUUGAUUGGCGCUCCUUGGAUGAUAAGAUGAAGAAAUGGAUUCAGGCCGUUAAAGUAGUUGUUCGAGGCCUUUUUUCUAGUGAAAAGCAUUUGUGCGAGCAGAUUUUUGAUGGGUCUGAUCUAGUUGAGGACUGCUUUCUAGAAACAUCAAAAGGUUGCAUCAUGCAGCUUUUGAAUUUUGGGGAAGCGGUUGCUAUUGGGAGGAGGUCUGCCGAGAAGCUGUUUAGGAUUCUCGAUAUGUAUGACGCGUUAGCUCAGGUUCUGCCAGAUUUGAAGUCGCUAUUUAUACAUGAGGGUGCUGGCAACAUGGUGCAUGAAGCCAAGGCCGUAUUGGACAGUUUGGGCGAGGCUGCUAUUGGAACUUUUGUUGAGUUUGAGAAUGCAGUUCAGGGGGAAUCUUCUAGAAAGCCUAUACAGAAUGGUGAGAUUCACCCGCUUGCUCGAUAUGUUAUGAAUUAUGCAAAGUUGCUGGUGGACUACAGUGAUACCCUUAAUUCACUUUUGGAGAAUGUAAAGGUUGAGUCAGAGUACUUGGAAAGGAAGAGUAGUGAUGGGUUGGAGUUGGAAAACAUGUCACUUAUUGCUCGACGGCUGUUGGCCUUGAUUACUUCUCUGGAAUCAAAUAUUGAGGAGAAGUCGAAAAUGUAUGAGGAUGCUGCAAUGCAGUAUGUAUUCUUAAUGAACAAUAUUCUAUACAUUGUGCAGAAAGUCAAGGACUCCGAGCUGCGAAACCUUUUGGGUGAUAACUGGGUUAGAAAGCGGAGGGGUCUGGUCAGACAGUAUGCGACCCAGUACCUUAGGUCAUCAUGGAGCAAGACAUUGGCUUGUUUGAAGGAUGAAGGUAUUGGUGGGAGCUCAAGUAAUGCAUCGAAGGUGGCUUUGAAGGAGAGGUUUAAGAGUUUCAAUGCUUGUUUUGAGGACAUCUACCGUAUUCAAACUGCUUGGAAGGUACCAGAUCCUCAGCUCCGUGAAGAACUUAGGAUAUCCAUUUCCGAAAAAGUGAUACCAGCAUACCGGUCAUUUAUGGGAAGGUUUGGAAGUCAGUUGGAAAGUGGGAGGCAUGCUGGAAAGUAUAUCAAAUAUACUCCAGAGGAUUUGGAGAACUAUCUAUUGGAUCUCUUUGAAGGAUCACCCCUUAUUCUGCACCAUCAGAGAAGAAAAAGUACAUGA
Messenger RNA from Striga asiatica, 1986 nucleotides. NCBI's taxonomy places the organism in Eukaryota, Viridiplantae, Streptophyta, Magnoliopsida, Lamiales, Orobanchaceae. The record is from the annotation of a GenBank genome assembly.